GCAGAGGCAGAGCAGAGGCUGCCACACCCUGCCUGUCCCCUGCCCAGCCAUCCCCUGCUGCAGACCCUGCGUGGCCAAGCAGAGGGCACCUCAUGGAUGACGACCAUCCCCUGUUCAGCACCUUCAAGCCCGUUGGUGAGGACAGAGCCAAGCCAGCACCCAGCACAGCCCCCAUCCGUGCCCCGGGGGCAGAGCAGCCACCAGGAGCCCACAGCAGCCGUGGCAGGCUGCCUCCAGGCUCCUGGUCACCUGCAGCAGCCCAGUCCCUGCCUGAGGAGGACCUGUGGCCAGAGAGGGCGGCCCUGCAUGCCCAGACCAGGCUGUGGUUUGAGCAGACACAGGCCCAGAGCUUGGGGCCCACGGGGGAGCUCCCAGAGUGGUUCCACGGCUUCAUCAGCAGGAGGGAGGCAGAGGAGCUGCUGCAGGAUCAGCCCCUGGGCUGCUUCCUGGUGCGCUUCAGCGAGAGCACCGUCGGCUUUGUGCUCUCCUACAGGGGCCAGGGUCGCUGCCGUCACUUUGUCCUGGACCAGCGGCCGGACGGGCGCUGCUCCAUCCUGGGCGAGCGCCGCGCCCACGCCGUGCUGCCCGAGCUGCUGCGGCACCACGCCAGCGCCCCCGUCACCCCCUACCACGAGUUCCUGACCCUGCCCCUGCCCCGAGCACGGAAAGAGGAGCUCCGAGCGCAGCCCCCAGCGGGUGAUGCUGUGAAAUCCCCGCUGAGCCAAGAACCAGAGGAGCUCCCAGAGCUGGAAUCCCCCAGAGCUGAGCAUGGAUCCAGCAGGGAGGCUCCGCCGUCGCUCCCGGCCAAGCGCGGCUCCCGGGGGUCGCGCAGCCCCUCGGGCAGCGCAGCAGCGCCCGAGGCUCCCCCCUACGCCCAGGUUCACAAAGCAGCCGCUCGCCCCGAGCCCCCCGAGGCCCCCGAGGCCAAGUACCAGCAGCUGAUGUGUUUCCACGUCUAUGCCGAGCCCCGCGAGGAGCUGGCCCGCAGCCCGGCAGAGCCCAUCCCCUUCUAUGCCAUGGCUCGGGGCUGGAGCCGCGCCGCUGCUCCCGAGGAGAACAUCUACUCGGAGGUGGCGCUGAGCCGGCAGGAUCGCCCCGGGGCACCCCAAAAUGCCUUCUCCACGCUGUCCCCACCCGCCCGGCCCCACCGCCGGCUGUUCCGCAGCGUUUCCAGCCAGGACUGCAAGAGGAGGCAGCUCCCGGCAGCUGCCGGCUCGGACGGGAGGGACAGAGCAGCUCCCGGCGCUGGCACGCAGGUCACCCAGCAGCCUGCACUGGAGUUGGAUGACCCCAUGUACAGCCAGAGCACACCCAGGGACCAGCAGAGCACGGCCAUGGCUGAGAAUGUGUACGAGCAGCUGCCUGGGGACUGUCCCUAAGGACAAGAGCUGGCUCCCAGGAGGAACCUCAGCUUCAUCUCACUGCAGGAAGCCCCUGGCCCUGGGAGGAAAGGUCCAAGGCUGCUGCUGUGCCCAGCUGGCAAUGCAAAUCUGCUCUUCUGCUUCCCAACCUGAUGGACAGCACAGAGGGGAGCAGGGUUAUCUCACCCAUCAACACAUUCCAAGAGACUUCUGAUAAUAAAAUGAAAGGGAAGAGGCUGCUGCAGGAAAAACAGGGAUGAGUUUGGCACUGUUAGUGCAUUAAAUUGGCCAGAAACUGGAGCCAUGCCACAGCCAGGGCUGAACCUCCCCAGCCUGGAGACAACCUACAUGCUUCCUCAGCCACAAAAUUUGGGAUGACACCACCACAAACCCUGGCUGGAACUGCCACAGUGGUGCUGGCAGUGUCAGUGGUGCUCCCAGCCCAACAGGAGCAGGGAGCCAGGAUGGCCAAAGCCCUGGCUCACAGGGAAAAGGAGCAUUGUAGUUGUUUCAUCUGUGGAAAAAUUCACUUCUGACUUUUCACCAACCUGAAUUUCGUUGCUCUUAGAAGGCUGAAAGUGGAACAUGAGCUCUUGAAACUCCCCUUGGUGCUAAACCUGAGCCAUGACCCCAAGGAGAAAUGGAAAGGGGAACCUGGGAGUCCCAGCCCCCACACAGGCUGUGCUCCACACUGCAAACUCCCUGGGCCAAGAGGGUACCUGGAUGAUGAAAACAGGCCUGGGUGGGUUCAUUUAGAAGUAUAUUCCUUUACCAAAUCUCUUCUGGGAGGAUUUCACUGUAGAUGCAAGAUACAAAUAAAUUACUCAACAGUA
This is a messenger RNA of Oenanthe melanoleuca, 2194 nucleotides long. It is a transcript of the gene SH2D2A, whose product is annotated as SH2 domain containing 2A. The transcript is spliced from 8 exons. Lineage: Eukaryota; Metazoa; Chordata; Aves; Passeriformes; Muscicapidae. Bases 93 to 1379 code for a protein of 428 amino acids. The record is from RefSeq and is a predicted model, not a curated record. Gene Ontology annotation, cellular component: cytoplasm.